Arachis stenosperma is the source of this 1441-nucleotide messenger RNA. RefSeq lists its product as uncharacterized. The transcript has 2 exons. The record is from RefSeq and is a predicted model, not a curated record. Lineage: Eukaryota; Viridiplantae; Streptophyta; Magnoliopsida; Fabales; Fabaceae. The coding region runs from base 29 to 709 and encodes 226 amino acids.
AAACCCACGUCAAUAAUUAAUCUGUAAGAUGCGCCAGCAGCAGCUAUUGGCCACCAUAACCACCGCCAUCGCCACCAUGAGUCCCCCUUGUCCUCCACCUCCACCGCCACCAAAACCCAAAUCUACGCCGAUUUCCGGCGCGUGCAGCUGCAAGCACUCACCGUCGGCGACUCUGGACCUUCUCAUUCUCAUAUUAGUGCUCUUCUCUGGCGCGUUCCUCCUCUCAUCGUAUUUCUCCUACAUCUUCAACUCCCUCUCCCUCCUCCUCGCGCAAUCGGCGCCUAACCUCCACCAGCUCCCGAUCUCGUGGCUGCUAGGGUUCUUCACCUUCUUCGGCGUCUCGAUCGUGAUCGUCGAUUUCUGGUGCGGCGCGCGAUCCAGGAAGUGCCGGGCGCCGGGCUGCAAGGGCCUCAAGAAGGCGAUGGAGUUCGAUUUGCAGCUGCAGACGGAGGAGAACCUCCGUUGCGGCGCCUCCGAUGAGAUUGACAGGCUGCCAUGGAAGGGCGGCAGGGAAGGCAAUCCUGACUACGAGUGCCUUCGGUCUGAGCUCAGGAAGAUGGCUCCCGCCAACGGACGAGCCGUCUUACUCUUCCGAGCGCGUUGCGGCUGCCCCAUUGCCAAGCUCGAAGGUUGGGGCCCCAAGAAAGGAAAGCGCCAUAAGAAAUCCCUACAGAAUGCGACUGUUAAUGGAAAAGGAGAUCAUCGCUGAUACACUGUGGUGUGGUGUGGUGUAUCCAUCACCGGCAUCUCAAUAUAUAUCAUUACCAGCUCAAUGUUCAAUGUUUCACUAUUUACUUGGAGACUUGUUCACAAUCAGAAUCAAUUUUUUGUUAAGGAAAAAAGAAAAGUUUAUAAUCUGAUAUUUUAGUAUUACCCGUCCUUCCUUAUGUCUGAACUAUAUCUAUAUAUCUAUCUAGGCUAGGGGUCUCUCAUCUUUGGAAGGAUCAUACAAAAUUAACUGCAAUAUAAUAAAUAUUGGAUUCAUCAUCGUUGACCCCUUUCCUUGGCUUUACUUAUCCACAAGUUGCUGAUCCUAAACUUGUUCAUCCCUUGGUUUGCUCCUUUGACGAAAAUAUGGUUUCGGGGUAUGAUUUGAAACAUUGUUUGGACUGUAAAACAAACAUGUUUUAAAUUUAAAUCAGAUGCUUGAUUACGCUGGUCUAUACAAUUGGUUGUGUACAUACAUGGAACUUUCCUAGGAAUGUUCACUCCAAUUUUGCUUCUGGAAUAAAUAAUAAUAAUUCAUCGACUUUGACUGCAUAUAAGAAAAAUGAAAAUAUUGACAUUCUGGAAUAACAGAGUUUUCUUUAGCAGCCUUUGUUUCUAUGUUAUUCUUAAUGUUUACUAUCGAUAUUUCGAUAUAUGCUUAAUUUUAUUGGAAUUAAAAAGUUGUUAGGCUAAUAACCUUCAAAAAGAAAAAAAAAAGAGAAAAAAAAAGGAA